This is a messenger RNA of Alternaria viburni, 1074 nucleotides long. RefSeq lists its product as uncharacterized. Bases 1 to 1074 code for a protein of 357 amino acids. The record is from RefSeq and is a predicted model, not a curated record. Lineage: Eukaryota; Fungi; Ascomycota; Dothideomycetes; Pleosporales; Pleosporaceae. The transcript has 3 exons.
AUGUCAACACGCAAAUCCAGCCGCGCAACCAAAGCGGUGAAAUACACAUCCGCAUCUGAAGGCUCGGAUUUCGAAGACAAAAAGCGAAAGCCCAGGAAGACAACUACAGGUACCCCCAAAAGACCUACAAAAAGGACAAAAGCAGUACCAAAUGCGACCACCGUAUCCGGAAAGAAGGCCCCCAUGAACGCCAAGCGCCCCGCCGAAUCCGACGACGACGAGUCCAGCCACGAGGCCGCCGCCAUCUUACCGCCUAAACCCAAGCGCCAAAAGAAAGACCCUGAGACCCUCGCUCAAGAGGCCCGCGAGAAGAAAAUGCUAGAAGAAGAGCCCGACAAGGAAGAAAGCAUCACGCAGACCGACGCGCUGAAGAAGUACGGGCUCAAGAAAGAGGAACUGACGUCCCUGCUGCGGUACGAGAAGAAGAACCCGUUGUACGGGGGCACGAUGAAAUUGUUCCUAGAGGAGAACGUGAGGGAGUUGGGCUUCAGGAAGAUGGGGAUGCUGGAGGGGGUAGAAGGAGGUGAUGAGGAGAUUUUGAGGAGGGGUGAGGAGAUUUGGCAAGCAGAGCAUAAAGACGAUCCUAAGUCUGAGGACGACUCAAAACCGACGAAGGUGAAGAAGGCCGACAAGUCUACGCCGACAAAAGAGAAGAAAGACACCUCGGCCAAACCCGAGAAAUCGAAGAAGGAAGCACCAACUAAACCCACCAAACCCACCAAAGAAAAAACACCCAAGCAAAAGUGGUCAGCAUACAUCUCCGCACACACCCUUGCUGCCGACUCGAACCUCACCGAAGAGCCAUCCGACGUCAUCAAUCAAACAGAGUGCAAGAACAAGUACAGUCUCACGCCCCAGGACCUGGCUUGCUUGUCUUUCUUCCCCAAGAAGAACCCGGUGUACGGGAAAAUCAUGAAGUUAUUCCAAGAGAGCGAGGUGAAGAAGUUAGCGUAUGUGAAGACUGCUGUUCUAGCUGGAGUGGAAGACGAUGGUAAGGAUGAAGGGGCGUUGAUGAAGGAGGGGAGGAAGAUUUUUGAGGAGCAGCGAGAGGGUGAGGAGGACGAGGAAGAGUAG